AUGGAGCUCUUCCCAUUUCUGACAUCGUUUUUUGUUUUUUUUUCUGCCCUUGACGAUGCCACGUUUCACGUUUUGAAAAAAAAAUCAAUAUUUUUUUUCAGAUUCUUUUGGAUUCUCGCCAACAAUUCCUUUCGACAUCGUUAUUUGUGAUUCUUUUGCUGAUUUUGCCGACGAUUGGAGUGUAUUUUGUGGUUUUUAGAAUUGUGAGUUAGGGGAACUUUGGAAGCCUGAAUCUAAAAGCCUGGGCCUAAAUCCAGAAUCCUGAGCCUGGAAACCUUAACCUUUAAGCUUUAGUCUAGAAGCCCAGAAGCCGGAGCCUAAGCCUAGAAUAGAAUAGAAGCCUGAAUCUAAAAGACUGAGCCUAGAAGCCUUGGCCUAGUAAUCUUAGCUUGCAAGCCAUCUAGAAGAUUUAGUCCAAAAUACUGAAGCCUGAACUCAUAAAUAGAAAGCCUGAACGCAUAAAUCUAGAAGCCCAGAAGGCCAAGCCUAGAAGCCCAAACCUAACGAGCCUAGAAGCCUGAGCAUAAAAAUCUGAGCUUGAGCCCAGAACUCCACAAACCCGAACCCAAAAACAUUUUUUUUCAGUUCCGUUUGCUCGUCAAUCUGAUAAUGUUGACCUUCAACUUCUGCUCAACAUAUCCAUUCGGAAUUUUCGAGAACGACUACAAUUUUUUGCACCAACCACUAAAAUUAUAA
Messenger RNA from Caenorhabditis angaria, 696 nucleotides. The record is from the annotation of a GenBank genome assembly. Lineage: Eukaryota; Metazoa; Nematoda; Chromadorea; Rhabditida; Rhabditidae.